CGCUUUGAAUUCGGGACGAGGCCUAAGAACUGCAAGUACCUAAGAAUGGCUAAGAUUAAGAAAAUUAAUUACCUUAUGGUUAGUACUUUGAUACUUGUACUUUCAUAGGUGGAAUCCCGAAUUUAAUUAGUGGAAGCAGUUUUAAUAUUAGUACGUUAGCUUGGUCUGGUUGCGCACGGGUGAAUUAAUCGCGAAGUAGAGCACCAGAAAGAGUUGAGUUCUCCGUUGUCAGUCUUGUCUUAUUUCGAUUUAUUUGUCAAGAAGUGCAAUACUCCGGCAUCUUGUUGGUUUGUCAACAAUGGCCGAUCCCGGAACCGAGGACAGUUUUGAAGGGGAGGAUGUGGCGGUAGAUACGGCUGAUGCGAUGGAAGGAGAGGACGCCAGCCAGAUAUCUUUUGACCAGAUUGAUCAGCACGACGAGGGAGGCGAGGGACCCGGGAUGGAAGGCGAACGGGACAAUGCGGAACCCGUGCUGCAGGGGCAGAAUGAUUUCGAGAACAACACGGAUGCCAUCAGUGACAUAGAAGGGGGCGACGAAUCACCCCUGGAAAUCAACGAUCAGGAGGAUGUGGAGAACGUUAACGAGGGUUCCACCAAGAAUGAUAUGCUGGAUAAAACCAAUGCCGCUGCUGGAGUGCGCGAGACCGAUAAUGAACCCUAUCUGGAGAUAAUGGCUGAGCAGGGUUUUGAUGACGUCGGUGAAAUGGAAGGCGAAGCCAGUCGCGGUGAUACAGAAUUCACUCGUCCGGAACCACGUUCUGCGUCGCCUAAAAAGCCUUCGGAAAAGGGACCGUCCAAAGCUACCACAAAAUCCACUGACAAAAAACCAGCGGCUAGUUCGAUCAAGACACAAUCGAAGACGUCCACGGAAAAUUCCGAUAAAGCGAAGAACAGUGAUAAAGAUAAAGGCAGAUUGUCGUCCUCUUCUUCAUCCAGGACAGCCAGUCAGUCCGAGAAGAAGGAUGCCAAAGCUGAAGUUACGAGCCGUUCGAAGCGCACUGAAGCCACGGGAGACAGCUUAUUGUUAGUUAGCGACAAGAAAAGACAGCGCGAAUCUAAAAGUGAUGAAGAUAAGGUUAAAAGCGCAGCGGAUGAGCAGGAUAGCCCAGACAAGCACAAGCCUGCCAAGCCCGAGGACAAGACAACAGACGUCAAAGCCGAAAGGAAUGGAGAGCAGGCGGCUGCCGCUGGCACAGCUGAAAAAUCUGGAGGUGAAGUUGAUGGAUAUUUCAUAAGCAUUCGAAACUUGUCGGACAAAACAACAGCUAAUAUGCUGAAGGAAAAAUUAGCAGAAGUUGCACCGGUUUUGAGUUGCACGAUAUAUCUUCGAAAGAAGGAUGAACGAUACGCACUGGUGCGUUUCCGCUCUGUUGAUGAAUGCAACGCCUGUGUGGAGAAAUUCAACAGUGCGGAAGUGGACGGCAACAUCGUGACCGUUGCUCUCGCUCCAAAGCGCAAAAUGCCUGUCAGUCCCACCAAGCCGGAAGCAGUGAAAGGGGGCGACGCCAGAAAGGACGCAAAGUCAGGUGACGCUAAGCGUGUCGUCCGUACUACAAGAACUGAUGGCAAACAAAGCCGAUCCGGCGCGGGUAAAGGCUCGGAGAAAUCGGAUAGUAAAACCAGCAAAACAGUAUCUAGCCGAACCCGCAGUCCAAUACGUGGUCCAGGCCGUUCGCCUAAUAGGAAAGAUUCGUCAACCAAUGCCGACGGCUCGCGUCGGCCUAUCAAGGCCCCAUCGCCAGAUAAUCGCCCCCGUCUGUCUGAGCAAGAGCGAGAGCGUCAACGCCGUGACUUCGAAGAGCGUCGUCGCAUCAUGGAAUGGAAACGGACCCAGCAAGAUCGUAUGCGUCGGGAAGAGGACCUCAUGAGAAAAAAGGCGGAGGUGGAAGCAUUGCGAUUGGAGAAGGAACGAGAACGAUUGAAGUUGGAGCGCGAAAGACUGGAAGCGGAGCGGUUGAUGCUGGAACGACAGAAACAUCGGGAACAGGAGAUGUUGUUUCGAGAGCGAAAGCGUCGAGAAGAAGAGGAACGGCGCCAACGCCUUGAAAAGGAACGCGAACGUGAGCGGGAACGGGAAAGAGAGCGUGAACGCGAACGAGAACGUUUGCGAAAGGUCAGCGAGAAGCGGCCUGUACGGGAUAGUCGCGAUGUGAGGGAGGUUAAAAAGCGACGUUCGGCUUCACCAAGUUAUCGUGACGAUCGUAGUAACGUCAAGCGUUCGGCUGUGACUCGCACGGACACUCGCUCGGGAUUCGAUCGUCGAAGCCCACAGCGCAGGGAAAAUGUGCGCGCGGGCUCACCGCAUCGACGCAACGCUUCGCCAGCACGCAAAACUGGACGCGAUAAUGAGUUCAGUAAUUAUCCAAGCAGUACCACGGUGGGGAGUAGGACGUUUGAACAUGCUCGCCGCUCUCCGGAUGUCGAUCGCAGUCGGGGCCGUGAGACGGAUCGCAGCUUUACCAACGAAUUCCGCUCCACCGCUACGCGACCUGCUGUGGAUUUCGGACGGCGCCAGCAAGAUGGCAGAGGAGACGGCCACUGGAACCAGUCGUUUUCCAGUACAGUGCCGGUCGGCAGUAGCACAUGGUCCUCUUCCAGCAUUCCGGCCGUGGCGGCAACGAGCCAUGUCUAUCCCUCGUACCAGGGCGUGGGUGUGACAAAUGGUGGCCAGGCCAGCAACCAGUUCUAUGACCGCUACGGAAGUACAUCCAACAACAGCACUACAGGAUAUCGUGCUGCACGUUAUUGAAAUAUUGCUAGUAAUUAUUGCUGCUGUUGCCGUUACGUAUUUAUAUUCAGACUUUGUGUCGGUGUCUAUGAGUUAUGGUUGGUUCUUCAAUGUUGCCGUACAUGCAUGCCGAACAUACCUGUUAAUGUUAUCAUGGGAUUUCCUGUUUUUGAAGUAUGUACCGUUUCUGCGUUGUGUGCGCUGUUAUUUGUUUUGUUGUAUGGAAAACCAUUUUUCUCUCUAUCUCUUGCGGGCUUGUGUUUCAGAUUAUUUACAAAGCAGAAGCUGGA
Molecule: messenger RNA, 3018 nt
Organism: Paramacrobiotus metropolitanus
Lineage: Eukaryota; Metazoa; Tardigrada; Eutardigrada; Parachela; Macrobiotidae
Product: SAFB-like transcription modulator
Exons: 15
Coding region: 299-2749 (816 amino acids)
Molecular function (GO): RNA binding
Source: RefSeq, a predicted model, not a curated record